Molecule: messenger RNA, 2364 nt
Organism: Aquila chrysaetos chrysaetos
Lineage: Eukaryota; Metazoa; Chordata; Aves; Accipitriformes; Accipitridae
Gene: ALX4
Product: ALX homeobox 4
Exons: 5
Coding region: 355-1593 (412 amino acids)
Biological process (GO): regulation of transcription by RNA polymerase II
Molecular function (GO): RNA polymerase II transcription regulatory region sequence-specific DNA binding; DNA-binding transcription activator activity, RNA polymerase II-specific
Source: RefSeq, a predicted model, not a curated record
UCUCUCCCUCUCUUUUUUUCUUUUUUUUUUUCUCCUUUCCCCUAUGUGUGGGGGGGGAAAGUGCGGAGAAGAGCUUCUUUAGAGUGUAGAUAGUUUGGAGGGAGAGACGGAGGGCAAGUGUGUGUGUGCGAGAGAGAGAGAGAGAGGGAGGGAAAGAAAAAGACCCCUUUUACUGUGCGAGAUCUUAAGGGGGUUUGGAGAUCUGGUUAGCUUUCAAGAACAUCUGAAUCCUCUUAGAGCUCCCUGGCCCAGCUGUGUGUGUGUGUGUGUGUGUAUGCGAAAGGGAGAGAGAAAGAGAGGUUCCUGGUGCCCCUCCAAGCGCAUUAAGGACACUCGGGCCUUUUAAUUUUAGGAAUGAAUGCUGAUACUUGUGUUUCUUAUUGUGAUCCGGCUGCCAUGGAUUCCUACUACAACGCAGCCUCCCAGGGCACAGAAGGCUCCUCGCCUUUUAGGGCAUUUCAAGCAAGUGACAAGUUCAGCCCUACUUUCCUGGCCAGCAAAGGACAAGGCUUUGGUGACAGCAGCACUAAGUGCCGGAGCCGCUACAGCCAGCAGGAAUGCCAGUCCCUGGAUGGCAGCGUGCAGGCUCCCGGCUCUGCCGGGGCUCCGGCCUCCUUUAACAAAUACCCUCCGCAGCAGCAGCAGCAGCAACAACCACCGCACCUCUACAUGCAGCGAGGCCCCUGCAAAACCCCCCCGGAGAGCAACCUCAAGCUGCAAGAGAGCAGCGGUCACAACGGAGCUCUGCAGGUCUCUUGUUACGCGGGUGACCUGAGCAAUGGAACGAGGAGAGGUGUAGAGGUUGGGGGAAACAACCUGCCGCUCUCAGGUAAGGAGAGCAGUUUGGGAGAGGCCGAGUUGCAGCCGAGCUCCGACCCUUCGGGAAUGGACAGCAGCUACCUCAGCGUGAAGGAGGCCGGGGUGAAAGUGCCCCAGGACAGGGCCAGCACGGAUCUCCCCAGCCCCAUGGACAAGGCCGACUCGGAGAGCAACAAGGGCAAAAAGCGGAGGAACCGCACCACCUUCACCAGUUACCAGCUGGAGGAGCUGGAGAAGGUCUUCCAGAAGACCCACUACCCAGACGUCUAUGCCAGGGAGCAGCUAGCCAUGAGGACAGACCUCACCGAGGCUCGCGUACAGGUGUGGUUUCAGAACCGGCGAGCGAAAUGGCGCAAGCGGGAGCGGUUCGGUCAGAUGCAGCAGGUCCGGACUCACUUCUCCACCGCCUACGAGCUGCCCCUGCUCACCCGUGCCGAGAACUACGCCCAGAUCCAGAACCCGUCCUGGAUAGGCAACAACGGAGCCGCCUCCCCCGUGCCCGCCUGCGUCGUCCCCUGCGAGACGGUGCCCUCCUGCAUGUCCCCCCAUGCUCAUCCCCACGCGGCCGGCGGCGUCUCCGAAUUUCUCGGCGUCUCCGGUCCCGGCAGCCACGUGGGACAGACUCACAUGGGCGGCCUCUUCGGUACGGCCGGGAUGAGCCCCGGCCUCAACGGCUACGAGCUGAACAGCGAGCCGGACCGCAAGACCUCCAGCAUCGCUGCCCUGAGGAUGAAAGCGAAGGAGCACAGCGCCGCUAUCUCCUGGGCGACAUGACAGGGUUCCAGCCCAGCGCCCGCGAGACGCGGAGAGAGCGCACGGGGACAGCCGAAUAAAUCCAUCCGCUUGGACUCCAGACAGCAGUUGCCUCCUCGGGGAUCUGAAUGCAGCACUUUUAGCUACCCUAGGCGUAUAAAGUACAUAUGUUAACGUAAGUGGAGCGUUUCCAGCGUGAACGCGGCAGCUUCUGGCUUCGUCGGAGCAGGUGGGGAGAGGGAGGCUGUGGAGCGGCACCUCUUCCAGUGAGAUCUGGGACGGGAUGCGUCCCCUCUCGCUGCCGCCUCCCCAAUAACCUGGGCAUUUUUUUUCUCCCCGCUCCUUUUUCCGACACCAGAUCUGCCUUUCCAAAGAGCCCGCUGGCAUUUCAGUGGUUUCUCCCAUCCCAUCUCCCCCCCCCCCCCCCCCCCCCCCCCCCCAAUUUGUCGACAGUGUUGCUCAGAUCUGUUCUGCCCUGGGCAGGGGACUGGAUGGGGACUCUGGCACCAGCAAAGAGCCACCUCUCAGGCUGCUCCCGUCCUCUUAGCAGGAGCCAUGACUUCCCACAGCUGAGCGGGGAACAGGGCUGGGAAGAUACCCGAGGCUAGAAAGAAGGCAACCUCCUUCUACCCUGCUUCCUCCCCGUCUUGCCAUCUGAGAUGAAGCCCAGAGCCGUAGAUGCCCGUGAAGGGAAUGCCUCUCUUCCCAACGCAGCACGGUCGGGAGUCUUUGCCGGCCCUCCGGUCGCCCAGCCGGAGAUACACCCCAGCAGACGAUAGCUUCCCAGCACGG